Molecule: messenger RNA, 1836 nt
Organism: Odocoileus virginianus texanus
Lineage: Eukaryota; Metazoa; Chordata; Mammalia; Artiodactyla; Cervidae
Gene: TM4SF1
Product: transmembrane 4 L six family member 1
Cellular component (GO): membrane
Source: RefSeq, a predicted model, not a curated record
CUUUCCUGUGGACUUUUUUUUUAACCCUGUGAAGGAGUUACACAGUGAAUUCCUUGUGGAGGAUGAAUCAUCUCUCUCUCGCCUGUAACACAGCCUGUUUCUCAGCUCCUGCCCCUGGCUUCGUUCUCCCAAGGAUUUCAUCGGGAGGGCGGGACGUUCUCUCCCUCCCACCACCCCCACCGGAGCCUGCAAUCGGGACCAAUGAAAACCAAGUGCCUCAUCCACCGGUGGUGACUAAGAAUCAGAGUAUUUAAGAGUUCGCAGGAAUGGGCUGAGAGCUGUGUGUGCUUUCUCCCGCAGACGGGGCACGCUCUCAUCGGAUCAGGGCCCUCGCUGAGCCAAGCCGCGGAGUGAAGCGGAGGGAAAAGAAAGUCCAGCAGCAUGUGCUACGGGAGAUGCGCGCGAUGCAUCGGACAUUCGCUGGCGUGGCUCGCCACCCUCUGCAUUGUUGCGAAUGUUUUGCUUUACUUUCCCAAUGGGGAAACCAAGUAUGCUUCUGAGAACCAUCUCAGCCGCUUCGUGUGGUUCUUCUCCGGUAUCCUGGGAGGGGGCUUGCUGAUGUUCGUGCCGGCAUUCACCUUCAUCGGGCUGGACCAGGAAGACUGCUGCGGUUGCUGUGGCCACGAAAACUGUGGCAAAAGAUGCGCGAUGCUGUCUUCUAUACUGGCCGCACUCCUCGGGAUUGCAGGCUCUGGCUACUGUGUCAUUGUGGCUGCGCUGGGCUUAGAGGAAGGACCAAGAUGCAUGGAUGCCAGUGGCCAGUGGAACUACACCUUUGCCAACACAGAGGGAGAUUACCUUCUGGAUAGCUCCACAUGGUCCACAUGUGUUGAACCCAAGCAUAUAGUGGAAUGGAAUGUUUCUCUGUUUUCCAUCCUCUUGGCACUUGGUGGGAUUGAAUUCAUCUUGUGUCUCAUUCAAGUAAUAAACGGAAUGCUUGGAGGUGUCUGCGGUUAUUGUUCCUCUCGCCAACAGCAAUAUGACUGCUAGAAGAAUUACCCCAAGACAAACCUGAAAUCUCCCUCAAUGUCACUGUAAUUUAUAUAUUUUACUUGUAUUAAUUUGUAAAACUUUGUACUAGUGUAUCAUACACCACAUGUUCUACUUUUAUAAGUGUGUAUAAAGACUGGCAUCCUCUCUGGAUAUUGGUGUUUGAACUUAGCAGAGAAAUUCUUUUUUAUUUUUUUAAGAGUAAGAAAAUAAACCACACUCUGGAAUUAAUUGAACAGACUGACAGUUCUCAGCCCACCUGAGAUAAACUCUGGCUGAAAUCAUGUUUUUGAGAAACAUUACAAGGAUAAAUAUCACAUUCCAGUUACUAUUCUAUAUAUUUAUAUAUGCAUGCAUUUAUUAAAUGAAAGAUUUCUAGUUGCUUUUUUUAAAGACCAUUAUGGAGAAAAUCCAACAACCUGAAAAGAUAUAUUUUUUCACUGUUUAUAUGGUGUUUCCCAUUUGUAUGCAAACCUCUAACAAGGGGCCUUUUGAACUGAUUCCUGUUAUGAAAGAGACAUGUAAUUCCCUAGGUUGGGGGUUGGGAGGUAGAUUGAGAAUACUUGAAUCUAAAUAAAUGAAUGAGUCAGAAUAGGCAAGACAGUGAGUUAUUACAAGGACUACCAAAUCCUGAAUUUUUCUGACACUUGGAAAACUUACUGGCCUUCAAAGACAAGACUGAGGAUCAUGGAUGUAAAAAGAGGAAGGCCUGGACAAGAAGGAUGGGAAAUGGAAUAAAGCAGUUGAUCACCAUGGGAAUGCGGGGAACGAGGGGCGGGAGGACCAUGAGCAAAUACCCGCCGAAUUUACUUGUUUCAUACAACAAAUAAAGCCUUCACUACCGUU